CCCCCUCCCUCCCCCUCCGUGUCUCUUUCUGGGAGGUGUUUGUUGAUCCAGUGCUUGUUGGCGCCUGAGCUCCGCGCGGAGGAUGAAGACACGCGCCUGCUGAGCGAGCUCAUCUGAGGAGAGAUCACAGGAGGGACAUCAAGGAACAACUGUGACGCAGAGAAGGAGGAUAACAGGCCAUGGCGGAGGCACCCCAAGAGCUUCAGCUCCAAGAGGAGCAGCAGCAGGAAGAGGAGGAGGAGGAGCAGGAGGAGGAGAACCCCCCGAGCUCAGCAGACACGACAGAACAAGAUGCAAAGUCUGAAGAAUCGGAUGUAGGGUCUGAGGAAGGUGACAGACAGAACGAGGACCCUAAUGGCGGCUCGGAGGAACCCGUUAAAGCAGUUCGACCCCUACUUUCAAUGAGGUCCAUGAGCAGCAUAGACCCAGAGGAUGACACCCCCAACAUGAUGGUCUACAGGAAGAUCGAGGACAUUUUGACCCGGAUUCAGGAUGAGACGGAGGGUGUGCCCAUCAGAACUGUCAAGAGUUUCAUGACCAAAAUCCCCAGUGUGGUUACAGGUGCAGAUAUUGUCCAGUGGCUGAUGAAGAAUUUGUCCAUUGAGGAUCCCGCGGAGGCCAUGCACAUCGGGAGUCUCAUCGCAGCUCAGGGAUAUUUUUUUCCGAUCUCAGACCAUGUCCUCUCCCUCAGAGACGAUGGCACCUUCUACCGCUUUCAGGCGCCGUAUUUCUGGCCGUCCAACUGCUGGGAGCCGGAGAACACUGAUUACGCUAUCUACCUGUGCAAGCGGACCAUGCAGAACAAGACCAGGCUGGAGCUCACAGAUUAUGAGGCGGAGAACCUAGCUAGGCUACAGAGAGCCUUUGCCAGGAAGUGGGAGUUUAUCUACAUGCAGGCCGAGGCCCAGGUCAAGAUCGACAGAAAAAAGGAUAAAAUUGAGAGGAAGAUCCUUGAUAGCCAAGAGAGAGCCUUCUGGGACGUCCACAGACCUGUGCCUGGAUGUGUUAAUACCACAGAGAUGGACAUCAGGAAAUGCAGACGCAUGAAGAAUUUGCACCGAGUUAAGAAGUCGGUGUACGGCUUGACGGAGGAGGGAAAGCAGUCGCAGAGUCCCAUUCACACCUUUUUACAGCACUGCCCAAAAGGCACCAAGGAAGACGUGGAGAAAGAGAUCUCAUUCCUGAAAACCCAGCUUGAUCGCCACUGUAUGAAAAUGUCCAAAGUUGCUGAGAGUUUGAUAACCUACGCAGAGCAGUUCAUGGACUAUGAUCCGUUUCUGACUUCUCCGGAACCAUCUAAUCCCUGGACCAGUGAUGAUCCGACCUUCUGGGAUCUAGAGGCCAGUAAAGAGCCGAGUCAGCAGAGAGUAAAGAAAUGGGGCUUUUCUUUGGAGGAGGCUCUUAAAGAUUCAGCAGGACGGGAACUCUUCCUCAAGUUUCUGGAAUCAGAGUUUAGCUCAGAAAACCUAAGGUUUUGGUUGGCGGUGCAAGACCUGAAAAAGAUGCCCCAAGAAGAAGUAGCACAGAGGGCUGAAGAAAUCUGGGCAGAGUUCCUGGCAGAGGGAGCUCCCAGCUCCAUCAACCUGGACUCGCACAGCUACGAACGCACCAGCCAGAACCUGAAAGACCCCGGAAGGUACAGCUUUGAGGACGCCCAGGACCACAUUUACAACCUCAUGAAAAGCGACAGCUACGCUCGUUUCCUGCGAUCCAAUGUGUACCAGGACCUGCUGAAUGCAAGGAAGAAGCCGGAAACGGAUCAAGGCCGGAGGACCUCUCUGGAGAAGUUCACUCGUACUGUGGGCAAAUCUCUGACAGGCAAGCGCCUCACCGGCCUCAUGCAGUCAUCCUGACGAGGUCUAGAUGCAGACCAGGAAAAACCAGAAUACAAGCUCACCAGUGGAGAGCAGGUGGAAACCAACACUGGCGCCUGUGGAUGAAGAAGCAAGCUCACAUUGGCUGAUCCUCAUCAUCACUACCACAUCUGGAUGUGACCUCAGAGACACUGACGAGGACGGACGGCGCGCAAUAACUCAGCAGACCCGACGCGGGGACAGCUGUCACGGCGGAGUCGAUGAAACAAUGCGGCUUGCCUUUCGAAGGCUUGAACCAAAUGAGGCGGUGUUCUCUUUGCAGUGUCUAAACUCAUGUGGUAGCUUCACUGUCAGUGCUGUAAACAUGGAACGCUUGAAUGUUUUAACUGACCAUGGACUUAGAUUAAUGCUGUAGUAACAUCCCUGUUGUAUCUCCUACAUUCACUAGAAGAGAAGAAGGAAAGAAGGUUGAGCUUUACAGUAAACAUCACCCAACCUGAUGCUUUUCUGCACAAGCUUUGAGAUUGGCUCUGAAGACACAUGCAUGUCUUUGUGCAUUUUGUUUAGAAAUCAGUAGAUGGAGAAAAGUUUGCACAACAUGACUGUAAAAAGCACAUUUUAAAGCAACUGCUCUUAAAAAUUCAAGCAAAAAAUAUAAAAUUUGGCAACAAAAUCUACAUUGUGUACUUCUUUUUAAUCAAACACAGCCAACAUAAGUUUCAUUAUAGGGAAAAAGAAAUGGUAAAGGUUUUUGUUUUAAGUCAAAUAUGUAUUGAAAGCUCAGUUUGAACAUCGAAAAAUGAUAAAAGCUGGACUAUCAAGUCUAUUUAUGAAAGGUUAAAUGACUAUAUAUUUAUUAAAAUUUGUUAUUUUUACUCUGACUUUAACCCUAUAAUGCUAAUUCACCAUCCAUCUACAAUAAAUUGAAUGCUACUAAA
This is a messenger RNA of Oryzias latipes (Japanese medaka), 2752 nucleotides long. RefSeq names its product regulator of G-protein signaling 6. Gene Ontology annotation, cellular component: cytoplasm; neuron projection. Gene Ontology annotation, biological process: regulation of G protein-coupled receptor signaling pathway; positive regulation of GTPase activity; G protein-coupled receptor signaling pathway. The record is from RefSeq and is a predicted model, not a curated record. NCBI's taxonomy places the organism in Eukaryota, Metazoa, Chordata, Actinopteri, Beloniformes, Adrianichthyidae. Gene Ontology annotation, molecular function: GTPase activator activity.